Messenger RNA from Blastomyces gilchristii SLH14081, 4505 nucleotides. RefSeq lists its product as hypothetical. The transcript is spliced from 2 exons. Lineage: Eukaryota; Fungi; Ascomycota; Eurotiomycetes; Onygenales; Ajellomycetaceae. The record is from RefSeq and is a predicted model, not a curated record. Bases 2630 to 4336 code for a protein of 568 amino acids.
CGGGCGUAUGUGCUCUAAAUCUAAAUACUGGGAGCAAGCUUUCCAAGUUCAACCUCAUUAUUCCCCUUUCUCGGACUGAUAUGGCCCUGCCCCUAAUUUCCCGCCGAAGCGUACUUUUCUCGGCGUAACGAUGACGCUAUGCUAUGGAGAACGCGAUAAGUUAAAAAUACAGCAUACACCGAAGCAGCCAACCCUGGUCACUUGUAUUCAGCCUCAGCCCUACUGAUUGAUAGCCAGCAUUUGCUCUGGGCCAUGCCAUACCCGGCCAAGCCAUCGAUAAGUGAGCCCCAUCUCGACGAAAACGACAACAAUGGCCUUACCCAAAUCCUGAUAACAUAGAAUCAUAUACUCUGUACAAUAGCUAAAUAAAAUUAUAAAAUUGUGUAUCCAGACCAGUCACUUUUGUUCCCCUUGAAAAUGUACAUUUUUAAAAAAAGUUGUACCAUCCCAAAAACGCCCCGAUCCCCACUCGUGUCUACUCCGCUUGGCUGGAUUAGACCUUCGAGUUCACAUACACGGUUGCGUUACGAUGUUUCCAGCACAUCUAUAUUGUUAUUAUUCGCCUCUCGAAGAAGCCGCAGAACAUCAGAUACCAGGUAUAGACUACCAGCAACUACCAUCGGCCCACUUUCGCCACUUCUACCACAACCACUCGAUUUCGAGAUUUCAUCAGCCCACGUCAACGCAGACACUAUGUUACCACCAAAACCCUCCGAACGUGCUAUGUUAGGCAUGCUCACUCUGCCACUGCGUACUACAGAGAGCAGCUCCGCGCUCUCCACGCUCCUCACCCACGGCAUCCCAUCCACAGGCCCAAACUCAACAACAGCAACGUUAUCACCAGGCUUGAGCAUGCAGCUGAAUAAUUCCUGAGUGUCCUUGCCUUGGGAUGCGGCGAUUACCCAUGUAACAUUAUGAUUACUACCAUGAGCAUUCCCCCUAGUACAUGGUUGUUUUCGAAGGUUGCGGUCUACGUAUGAACAGAGGACGUGGGCGGAUUGCGGGUUAUGCGCGCCAUCGAGGAGAACAGGUUGCUUGCGGGCAAUUAGAGGUUUGAGUGAGACUUCAUGCAGGCGACCUGCUCGUGGGGUCUUGGGGAUGUGUUGGAAUAGGCUUGGUAAUGGUAGAGAUGGAGGUAAAAAGUUCUUCUGCCCUAGAGCUGUGACUGCGCAGGCGAUAUUUGCCUGCUGGUGUAAUUCGACGUUCAGGCGCUCGAAUAUCUUACCAAGCUCGGGAAAUUCUUGCGUGACGGCUUCUGGCUGGGUGAAGGCAAGUGGUGUCUGUGUUUCCCGCGCGACUUCCUCAAGGACGGAUCGGACAGCUGGAUCGUUUGUCCCGUCAACGACGCAGGGAACGCCCGGUUUCAUAAUGCCCGCCUUUUCCCGCGUGAUCUUCUCGAUUGUAUCCCCCAGAAUAGCUUGGUGGUCAUAGCCGAUCUUCGCAAUGAUAGACACCAGAACAUUGCUGUCGUUUAAGACGUUUGUCGCAUCCAGGCGGCCGCCCAUGCCCACCUCGACGAUCCCAACGUCAACAUUUUCGAGCGUGAAGAUCUCAAACGCAGUAGCAGUCAGCAGCUCGAACUCCGUCGCGCCAAUGCCCAGCGACUGGUUGCGGAAUUUGACCUUGUCUUCUAUCUGGCGGAAGACGGAUUCGCGGACCACGCGGUCGUUGAUGGUUAUACAGUCCCAGCGGUCAAUGAGGUGGGGGGAGGAAAAGGAGCCGCAGCGCACGCCGGCUGCGGCGAGGAGGGCGGAGAGGUAGCUCGUGAUGGAGCCUUUGCCGUUAGUGCCGGCGAUGUGGAUGGCUUUCCAUGGCAGGGGAGAGGAUUGGACCAACCGAGCAAUGCGGGAAAGACCGAGUUCAAUCAUCCUGUCCCCUGCGGUUCUUUCGAAGGGGGGGGAGUUUGGGUUGGCAAGAGUGGAUCAGCCUUUCAGGGCAGGGGGAGGGCAAAUAUAAUCUGCCUAGAAUAAACACGCCAUUGUCACAGCUGCUUCCCCUUCCAGCCCAAUGUCUUCCUGUCUAUGGUGUAGGAAUCGUAGUCAAGGGGACUUUAUCCGCAUCGCGAUGACUCUUUCCUGUCCAAUCACGCAUCGCUGCCUGAUUCGGAAGUCACAUGACCCUAUCCUCCACCGACCAGCGAAACUAAGCCUAAUCGGAUAACCGCCAGCGCCCGGCCGGAUUUUUGCAGUUCCGGUCUUUUAUUACAAGCUCAAUACACGACAUGCCGUAAUAUACUCCCCAAAUCUGGCGGGGCAUCUUGUGUCUGGGGAAAAGUACUGCCGAUUGCUCUGCCAACCUUAUUUCCACCCGCCAGAUCGUUAAAUACCGUACUCCUACGAUACGCGCGCACGGCCAGCCGCCAUGGCCACCGGCCAAUCACGCGCGGGUAUUUCCUUUCCCUCGCAUCACCAACCACCUCCGCCUCAGCUUCUUCUCCCCUCAACAGCCUCACUACCACUCCUCCGCAGCUCCUGGUUCUGCUUCAUCAGAGUCGCGCACGGGCAAGCAUCCUUUUUCUACUUCGCGUCUCUCGCCUUCUGUUGCUGUGCGAAAAUGGGAAUCCCGUAAGUCUUUCUUUGGUCUUCGCGGCCUGACUCGUGACUUAAAUUCGCGUGCAGUUUUGGGUGUGAUGUGUUGUCCCUUGAGCCGCCAAGUCGUCGCGACAGGCUGCGCAAAAUCGUCCAAUUCUUUAUGUCUCCACUGGGAACCGCCUGCUCGUUCCGCUGCUGCAAGUAAUGGUAGGGCGAAGGCGGAUCCUCUGGCACCGUCCCGCUCAACUAUUAGGCGCCAACGGACACUCCGCCGUCCUCACAGGAAUAAUAAUGGAUCAAGAAGCGCUUCUUCGAAUCGUCCUGCUGGCUACGUACCUUCGCGUCCGUCAAUGCCCCAAUGGGUAGAAAGCCUUAGUCGCGAAGCCUUGGGAGACAGUGCCACUUCUUCUACUGCUACGGCUAGAGGUUCAGCAAUGACCACCAGCGAACCAGGAGCCUCGCGUUAUACUCCUUCUCAGGAUAAUGAGACUCGUCUGGAUUGGCCUGCGUCCAGUUCUUACUCUUCAUCUCAAACUAGGCGCGAUUUAGGCGAUCAGAUACCCCGAACGACUGCCCUGCGCUACUACUCAUCCCCUGGCGGUCGUCGUAUAAGGAUUCCCCGAGAGUCCUCUUUGAGGUUCGAGAUGCUACAUCCGCCUUCAUGGUCUCAUUCAACCGAACGAUCCCGCCGGUCGGAAUUGAGUAGUGAUGCGACGGCCAACUCCCGGCUCGAGAGCCGUCUUGGAGAAAUUGUGUCGUUCAGCCCCAGAUUUGCACCAGCGUACCCACCACGUAGCAAUGAGCGUGCGAUGGUAUCGUCAGAUAGUUACGAUCCAAACAUGCCAUUGUUGCGAAGAGUUGGUCAUCGCUCCGUCGCAGAUACAAGUGACCUCGAUGCCACUCGACCCCGUCACAUCAUCGAUGGGCUUGGCGAUCGCGAUCGAAGCCUCAGCCCUGGAGGCGACAGCCAACACGAUGACGAAGACAGCCACUAUCAUGAUCAUGAUGAUGAUGAUGAUGACGAUGAUGAUGACGAACCGAACAUGUGGGAAUCUCUGUUUACCACCAUCACACCUGAUCAACACCUCCCAAGCCUCGACUCCUCCUUCACCUCCGCCACCGCAUCUGCCUCCACUGCCCCCUCCCGCAACUCAGCCAACUCCUCGCAAUCGACACUCCCCUCCUCUCUAGGCGCCAACAACAGCAACCCAUCGCGGCGCCCGGGCGUCUUUCCUCCCCUCGAGUCAUUCACAGAUCACAACAACCACUGCGAUUUUUUCUCCUCGUCCGAAGACUCUGAAACGGAACCGGACUCGGACAAUGAGCACAUACCCACCUGGCGGCUCAUGCAGUACGACGAUCCUAUGCCUAUAUCAUCAUCAGUGUCAGCAAUCGACGAUGCCAUCCGGCGGAGCGAGCAGCAGCAGCAACUGCGGCGACGAUAUCAAGAAAAUCUACUUGGCAUCACACAAACCAUCCGAGCUGUAGUCGCAGAAACACCUGCGAACCGCAAUGGAGAUCACAACACAACCACUAACAUAAACACAAGCACAAACGCAACCUCUUCCUUCACCUCAUCAUCAACGACCCCCACAUCCAUAAACGUCUCCUUCGGCCAGAGUAGCUCCAUGGGAGAUCUCCAGCAGGUCCAAACCAUCAUCGACCAGCUGACGCGCAGACAAGAUAUCGGUGACGACUGGUGGGCGGCUGUGGGGUUAUCGCGGAAUCUAGGGAGGGGAGUUACGGAUGUUCCAGCUAGGAAUGGGAGUGGGAAUAGUGGUAGCGGGGAUGCCGAGGGCCGAUAAAUUGUGAAUCUUUUAAUUUCUUUUUUCAUUUUAUUUUAUUUCAAUUUUUUCUAUUUGCAUCUCUUUUUAUAUUCUCUUCUGCUGUUUUAUAUCAUGGGUAAAUGAAUGGGAUAUGUUUUGAGAGGGUUCUGCGCCAUGAGUUUGGCUUUGUCUUGAAUUAUGAACGAAU